CCCUUAAAUGACAUAUUUUGUCAAUCUAAAAGAUUGACUACCAAUUGAGCCUUUCAUUUUUUGUAUAUAAACCCCACUCCAACCCAAAGUUUUCUUUCUUUGCUACAUUAUUUUUCUUUCAAUCACUUUGAAACAAAUUACAAAAACAAAAAAACAAAAAUGGGUUUUUCAGAAUCAGAUUCAACAAAUUGCAGAAGACAUCCAAAUCCAAGACAACUUCCAGGAAUUUGUUCAUCAUGCUUAAGAGAAAAGCUAUCAAAUCUCAGCAACUCCUCUUCCUUCAACAACACCAGGAAAAGCACCACUUUCAUCUCUUAUUCCUCCUCUUUCGCUUCAUCGCCGCCUUACUCCACCGCCUCCUCCACCUCCACCACCACCACCACCACCACCACCACCGCAACAACCCGGAAAUCCCCGGGUAGCCGCCACCGAAGAAACGGGUCGGAGGCGUACGUUUCGGUAGGGAUGGUAUUAAACAACGGGUUGAAGAAAAGCCGAUCUGUUAGCUGUGCUCCUCUGUCAAAACACAGUAAAAUUGAUUGUGUUAAUUACAGUGAAAAAAUAAUUGGUGGGAAAAUUAAGAACAAUUUAAUUGGUGGGAAGAUUCUAGAAGAAGAUGAUGGGAAGAAUUUGAGGAAGAAAAAUGGGUUUUUGAAGAAAUUGAUUCAUUCAACAAGUAAGAAAACGAAAGGAGUUUUGUUGACACACUCCAAAACUGUCAAAGAAAGGUCUUCGUCUCAUCAUAAUUCUUCUUCUACUGUUGCUGCAAUUACAAAACAAUUUUCAUAAUAAUUAGGUUUUUUAAUUACUUUUAUAAUUCACUUUUUUUUCAUUAACUUUGGUUUUUGUAAUCAUGGUUUUUUGUUUUUUGAAGGAAAAUUUAUGAUCAUGGUUAUGUACAUGUAAUUAUGCAUUUGUGUAUCCAAAAAAGGAUUAAUAUAAUUUUUAAGGGGUUUUCCCCCCCUUUUCUUGUUUGGUUA
This is a messenger RNA of Spinacia oleracea (spinach), 980 nucleotides long. RefSeq lists its product as uncharacterized. The transcript has a single exon. NCBI's taxonomy places the organism in Eukaryota, Viridiplantae, Streptophyta, Magnoliopsida, Caryophyllales, Amaranthaceae. The record is from RefSeq and is a predicted model, not a curated record. The coding region runs from base 160 to 789 and encodes 209 amino acids.